AUGGAGACCCGCAAGCUCCCGCGCAUCCUGUCUUCACGCUCCCUAGCCGGCGUGGCAGCAGCUUACUCGCGCCGCAACAUGGCUUGGAACGACGACGGGCAGCUCCUCCUCGUAACGCGGCAAGCCGUUACUGUUGCUACUCCGUACCUCACAACAACGCUGGCUUCGCCGUCGGUGCAGCUCGACCUGGCGCUGCACCGUUCCCUGAAUCCGGCCGCGCGUAUUGUCAAGGAGGAAGAGGAUGAUGACGACGAUACGAUCCACGUCGACUUGCCCGAGCAGGCGACGCAUGUGCUUGCGCGUAGCCCGUUUGAGGUGCGGUGGUGGGUUACUGCCGCUGUAUCCAAGGAAAAAGGGAGUGAUGACGAGUACGGAUGGACGGGGCUUGGCGAUGAGGUGACUGGGGUUGUGGCGGACCGCGAUAGGUUGAUGCGCGCCGCGGUGUGGUCACCGUCGGGGCUGAAUGCGCUUGGUGGAGCUCUGCUGGUCGUGCUGAGCAACCACGGCGUAGCGAGCGUGCACGCCCCCGAAGACGCAUAUAACCAGGCCUGGAGCGAGAUUGCCGACCUGUCGCGCGCGACGGUCCAGGUGCUCGGCGACGGCGAAAUCGAGGGCCCCAGUCCCACGCUGGCGGGCAUGCUGCAUAUGCGCAAGACGGCUAUGGAGUGGUCCCCACCCACUCCCCUGCCGACCAUGCUCGGCAUCGAUGGGAGUGUACUGGCUCUUGGGAACAGGGCGGGCGGCGUGGAACUGUGGGCGUACGACGGCGGAUUUACGCACCUCACGGCUGUGUAUCUGCCGCGCCCGUUUGCGACCGAGGUGACGUGGUCGCCGUGGCGGAUCGUAGACGACGAGACUUGCGUCGCGCAGCUCGCAGCAGCCACGUCCGAUGGUGGCGUUUGCGUACUUGCUGUUACACGCAAGGCCUAUGCGAGGAGCGGCACAUGGGACCUCACGGUCGGGUCGUUCUCGACCGUUGUUCAGCCAGAUAAACGCACCGUCAACGCCAUGAAGUGGAUCACUGAUGACACACUUGUAAUGACCAAACCCGGCACCGUUUCUAUCUGGUCGACGUCCGGGGACGCGCCCAAAACAAUACGCCUUGAACGCGUCGGCAACUGGGCCGGCUGCAAUGCGCUCGGCCAGGCGAUGGACAUCCAUUUUGUCGCCCCGCACACGCUUCACAUUGUGCUAUCAAGCUUAUCACACCACGUCAUCACGGACAUCUUCUCUUCUCCACACCAGUUGUGCGACGAGUCGCUACGGCUCACUCUCUCGGCGCGCGACGUCUUCCUUGACGGUCGAAAGAAACGGCGACGCACGUUCCUCGCCCAGACUGACCGCGAGCUCACGGCCAAUACGGGGGGUUACGCUGCCACAGGUGCGACUGGAGACAUUGCUGCCUGGAUUGCUGAACCCGUCAACUUUCACAACCUUGACAACGCGACUGAAGUGAACCGCGCUUUCGACUUUGUAGUAGCGGAUCUGGCGCCGGACGGUGCGGAUGCGCGCGUGCAGCGGCUGAAGAGCGCGCUGGAGGACUCCCCCAGUCUGCUCGACCGCUCGCCUUUAGCUGUUCUCGUGCCCCACCUUCUGGGCUUGAUUGCGCUACGCGAUUUCGCGCAAGUGGGCGUGGCAGUGCUAGGCCUCCUGACUCCCCAUGAGGAUCCGAGGAUUGCAAUCGCGAGCCAGAGUCACGGUCAUCAAGGCCAGGGUGGGAGGCGCGCGCUAAUGCACAUUUUCUGGGGUGGUUGGCUUGAUACGUAUCGCUUAACCAUGGUGUUGGCGCAAUGGGGCGAGCGCGCUUGGCCACCCCUUGCACCAGAGUUCCGUGGCGCCUCCCUUAAGCUACAGGACGCGAUCCAGCUCGCGCUUGCGGAAUCCAUGGCAAAGUGGGCGGGAACCGACAUUGGCGAGGAUGACGCUAUGUUCGUCGCCCAACUUGCCGAUGGCGCAGUAGCCGCUGGCCAGUGUCCAGCCUGUGGCGACACGAUUGAAUUUGCCUCCGGCACUGCCGUGUGUGCAAAGGGCCACGACUGGGAACGAUGCAGCGUCACCCGAUUGCUCAUCACUACGCCAGAGUACCGCAUCUGCACGGUAUGUCCCGCAGUGUCGCGUGUGCCGUCCUCUUGGGGACGGCAGGAGAAGGAGAGCGUAGCUAGUUUGAGUCUCGCGCAGACGGCACUUGAUGCGGCGGUGGCGUGUGUGAUGUGUGGCGGGCGGUGGGCGCGGCCUGUGUAA
Messenger RNA from Cutaneotrichosporon cavernicola, 2241 nucleotides. RefSeq lists its product as uncharacterized. The transcript is spliced from 11 exons. Gene Ontology annotation, biological process: transcription initiation at RNA polymerase III promoter. Gene Ontology annotation, cellular component: transcription factor TFIIIC complex. The record is from RefSeq and is a predicted model, not a curated record. The coding region runs from base 1 to 2241 and encodes 746 amino acids. Lineage: Eukaryota; Fungi; Basidiomycota; Tremellomycetes; Trichosporonales; Trichosporonaceae. Gene Ontology annotation, molecular function: histone acetyltransferase activity; protein binding.